Osmia bicornis bicornis is the source of this 1455-nucleotide messenger RNA. RefSeq lists its product as uncharacterized. Lineage: Eukaryota; Metazoa; Arthropoda; Insecta; Hymenoptera; Megachilidae. The transcript is spliced from 4 exons. The record is from RefSeq and is a predicted model, not a curated record. The coding region runs from base 1 to 1455 and encodes 484 amino acids.
AUGGGUGUAUCGAGAGGAGGCGCGAUCUUGGCGGUGCUGGCGAUCGCGUGGCUCCAACCGGCGGUCGGGGUCAAGGAACACGUGUCGGCCUUGAACGAUACCGGUCGCCCGGUGCACGAGAACGAGGUAUCGUUCACCAGCUACGACCCGGAUGACCAACAUCCUCACCAGUCACCUGGGAAACCUACGAAAUUCGACUUGAACAUGAAUCAGCUGAUACAAACCGACGACAAGCUACAGUAUCAAAUAGAGGCGUCGCAAAUGGAGAACGCGACGUCGUCUCCGAUCGGGUGGACCGAUUGCAAGGGCGAUCGAACGACGCCGUGCGUCCGGAAGGAAUUGUCAGAUCUGUUGGACAGGCUGUCUGGAAUGGACGCUUACAAUGUGACCGACAGUGUGCAGAUUAUAAGAAACAGGGACGUCGCUAGGACGGACGAAAAAGGUAACGUCCGUUCGGACGCGAGCCUACUCGAUAAAGUUCGUCGGUACGCAAGAGAGCACGUAAUAAAGAUACGUCUGAGCAAGGAUUUAAUUCCCGGUAGAAAAGCUAGAACCUUCUUCAACGCCAUCUUUCAGGGAAAGAGUACCUUUUUAACAGGAUUCGGACUUGGUUUUCUAGCGUUUGGCCUGAAGAAGCUGCUGCUACCUCUGAUUUUCGGUGUACAAAUCUUUAAGAGCGUUCUCAUUGCACUUUUCCUGCCCAGUAUCAUUGGAAGUAUCGGUAAUAUCCUUGGUAAAGGUGUCUCGUCUUUUGCUCAGUCAGCGCAUACCACGGCACAACCUGAAGAGAGCUUCGAGUUCAAGGACAAUUCCGACCUGUACAACGACGAUUACCUGACACGACAACCGGUAGGAACGUUGCCAGCUUCCGCGAUGUACGACGAGAGUAUGAUGCAGCCGCAGAAGAGCCCAGACAUAGCCUCGCGAUAUUCCUUCGUCGAUCCUAGGAUCACUCACGCAAACGCCAUUUCCGAUCGCUAUUACACUAGACACGUAGCUGCCAACGGACUCUCUAAAAAGCAAGACUUCAAGGUUUUCCACGAGAUUCCCACGAGUUCGUUGCUGCUAACCAACUACGACCCCUUCUAUUCCCCGCUGUUAUCGCGUCUCGACGCCGUGUUUUCCCGUCUCGGGCACACGACGGAGGGUUGCAGGGAGUACGCGGUGUGCGCGAUGUACCGAAGCCCGGCCAGAUUCGCGCCCUACUCGAAUCUGGUCUCGGCACAGUUGUCCAGGGAACUGAACGAACUGAGGAGACCCAGUAGCGACAACCCGGAUGUCCUCAGGUUCUUCCGUUACAUGAAAGCAGCGAAGGAUGGCCAGGACGGAGUGAAAUGCGAGGACGCUUAUUCGAAGUGUGCUGUUGCGCGGGAGGAUCAGACUCUAAGACAAAACCAGGCGAUGCUGGCUACUUAUCAGGACAUCGACAAGCUGGUACACGCGAGAAAGUUGUGA